Messenger RNA from Panicum virgatum (switchgrass), 558 nucleotides. RefSeq lists its product as uncharacterized. The transcript is spliced from 2 exons. The record is from RefSeq and is a predicted model, not a curated record. Bases 47 to 511 code for a protein of 154 amino acids. NCBI's taxonomy places the organism in Eukaryota, Viridiplantae, Streptophyta, Magnoliopsida, Poales, Poaceae.
AGUGACUGGUAAACCAUGUCCACAUGCAUUGACUGUGAUAACUAGCAUGAGGCAGCCUGACAUGGGUUCUUUUGUGGACAACUACUAUUCAGUGGCCAAGUUUCAAGCAGCUUAUGCAGGCAUUAUUCCUAGCAUCACUGACAGGAAUCAAUGGCCUGAAGUUGACAAGGGGUUUACACUGCACCCUCCUAUCCAGAAAAAGAAAGAGCCAGGAAGGAUGAGGAAAAAUAGGAUCAAACCAGCCAGUGAGAGAUCAGGCAAAGCAACUAGGCAAGUCAGGUGCCCUAACUGUCUUGAGUAUGGUCACAGAGCUACUAGCUGGAAGUGUCACCUGACUGGAACAAAAAAAGGAAGAAACCUAAGAAGAAGAAUCCUGCCAAGCCUGGGAGGAAAAAGAAGUCCAAGCCAAUUGCUGCUGAUGCUACUGAACAGCCAACUCCAAGGACUAGAGGAGCACUGGCAAGGGAAGCUGCUGCAAAAGCAAAGAGAGAUGCAGAAGAAGCAGAAUUGAAGGCAGCAGCAGCAAGGGAAGCAGCAGAAGCAGCAGCAAGGGAAGAG